This is a messenger RNA of Phascolarctos cinereus (koala), 5826 nucleotides long. RefSeq names its product fms related receptor tyrosine kinase 4 (gene FLT4). Gene Ontology annotation, cellular component: signaling receptor complex; plasma membrane. NCBI's taxonomy places the organism in Eukaryota, Metazoa, Chordata, Mammalia, Diprotodontia, Phascolarctidae. Gene Ontology annotation, biological process: angiogenesis; positive regulation of kinase activity; protein phosphorylation. Gene Ontology annotation, molecular function: transmembrane receptor protein tyrosine kinase activity; growth factor binding; ATP binding. The record is from RefSeq and is a predicted model, not a curated record.
UUGACGGGACCGGACAGCCGUGCAGUGCAGCGCAGCCCAGCGCAGCCCAGCGCAGCGCAGCGCAGCCAGCGGCGGCGCCGCACACCGAGCCUCGCCAAACUGACGGCCGCUGGAAAUGAAGAGAGGGGGCGUCUGGAGCCGGAGCCUGUGGCUGAUUAUCGGUGUCCUGUGGGAGGCAGGCCUUGUCAGCACCUAUUCUAUGACUCCUCCGACCCUGAAUAUCACAGAAGAAGAGCUUGUGAUUGACGCCCAGGAUACCCUGGCCAUCACCUGCAGAGGACAGCACCCCCUGGAGUGGGCGUGGCCCCAGGGCUGGGAGGAGCCCAGACAAGGUGACAAGGAGAGCAAAGCUGGGGGGCCAGCCGAGGCUGGAGCUGAACAAGACUGCGAGGGUACUGACAGCCGGCCCUACUGCAAGGUGCUAGUGCUGAACAGGACCCAGGCCAAUGACACGGGCUCCUAUACCUGCUACUACAAAUACAUCAAGGCCCGAAUCGAGGGCACCACUGCAGUGAGCACCUACGUAUUUGUGAGAGACUUCGAGCAGCCCUUCAUCAACAGGGCAGGCACUCUCCUGGUCAGCAAGGACCACACGUGGGUACCCUGCCUGGUGUCCAUCCCGGACCUCAACGUCACUCUACAUUCGCAAAUCAGGGUAAUCCGACCAGAUGGACAAGAGAUCGUGUGGAAUGACAGGAGGGGAAUGCUGGUGCCCACGCCACUCCUCGGAGACACCUUGCUCCUCCAUUGUGAGACCAUCAUCCGGGGCCGAACCUUCCAUUCCAACUUCUUCGUCAUCCAUAUCACUGGGAAUGAGCUAUAUGACAUUCAGCUGUAUCCCAAGAAGGCCUUGGAGCUGCUGGUGGGGGAGAAGCUUGUCCUGAACUGUACCGUGUGGGCUGAGUUCAACUCAGGAGUCACCUUCCAAUGGGAUUAUCCUGGGAAGCAGACAGAACGAGCUGGGGCAGUGACACCUGAGCGCCGCUCCCAACAGACGCACACAGAACUAUCUAGCAUCCUGGUCAUCCAGAACGUGACCCAACAAGACCUGGGCCAGUAUGUAUGUGAAGCCAGCAAUGGUGUCCAGAGCUUCAGGCAGAGCACUGAGGUCAUCGUGCAUGACAAACCCUUCAUUAGUGUGGACUGGCUGAAGGGCCCAGUGAUCGAGGCCACAGCAGGAGAUGAGCUGGUGAAACUUCCAGUGAAGGUGGCAGCAUACCCCCCACCAGAGUUCCAAUGGUACAAGGAUGGGAAGCCUGUCCCGGGGCGCCAGUCUCCGCACUCAGUAGUGAUCAAGGAGGUGACAGAACAGAAUGCAGGCACCUACACCCUGGCAUUGUGGAACAGGCAGGCUGGCCUGAGACGCGAAAUCAGCCUGGAGCUGGUAGUGAACGUUCCUCCCCAUAUCCUUGAGAAGGAGGCAUCUUCACCCAGCAUAUACUCCCGCCACAGCCGCCAGGCCCUCACCUGCACUGUGUAUGGGGCACCACCACCUGAUGUCAUCCAGUGGCAGUGGAGGCCCUGGACCCCCUGCAAGAUGUUCUCCAGGCGCAGCCUGAGGCAGCUAGCAGGAGGGCGGCAUCAGCGGGACCGAAUGCCCCAGUGUGUGGACUGGAGGGAAGUCUCAGCCCAGGAUGCUGUGAACCCCAUCGAGAGCCUGGACACCUGGACUGAAUCUGUGGAAGGCAAAAACAAGACUGUGAGCAAGCUGGUGAUCCAGGAGGCCAACGUCUCUGUCAUGUACAAGUGUGUCACCUUCAACAAAGUGGGGCAGGAUGAACGCCUCAUCUACUUCUACGUAACUACUAUCCCCGAUGGCUUCACAAUUGAGUCAGAGCCCUCUGAGGAGCCUGUGGAAGGCCAGGACCUGACCCUCAGCUGCAAGGCGGACAACUACACUUACGAGAAUCUUCAGUGGUACCGCCUGAACCUGUCCACACUGCAUGACGCUCAGGGAAACCCACUCCUGCUUGACUGCAAGAAUGUGCACCUGUACGCCACGCGGCUGGAGGGCCAACUGAGCUCCACACCAGGUUCCCGCCAUGCCACCCUGCGCCUGGCCCUGCCCCGCAUUGCCCCUGAUGAGGAAGGCGAUUAUGUGUGUGAAGUGCAAGACCGGCGUAGCCACGAGAAACACUGCCACAAGAAAUACAUCUCUGUGCAGGCUCUGGAGGUGCCCCAGCUCACACAGAACUUGACUGACCUUUCGGUGAACGUCAGUGACUCCAUCGAGAUGCGAUGUCGGGUGGCCGGGGCCCAUGUGCCAGACAUCGUCUGGUACAAAGAUGAGAGGCUGCUGGAAGAGGAAUCAGGGAUUGACUUGGCUGACUCCAACCAAAGACUGAGCAUCCAGAGGGCGCGGGAGGAAGAUGCGGGCCGAUACCUGUGCAGCGUCUGCAAUGCCAAGGGCUGUGUCAAUUCCUCUGCCAGCGUGUCUGUGGAAGGAUCCGAGGACAAAGGCAGCAUGGAGAUUGUCAUCCUCAUUGGCACCGGGGUUAUCGCUGUGUUCUUCUGGAUCCUUCUCAUACUCAUCUUCUGCAACAUGAAGCGGCCUGCUCAUGCAGACAUCAAGACGGGAUACCUGUCUAUCAUCAUGGACCCAGGCGAGGUGGCCCUGGAGGACCAGUGUGAAUAUUUGCCCUAUGAUUCCAGCAAAUGGGAGUUUCCCCGAGAACGGCUCCAUCUGGGGAGAGUCCUGGGACACGGGGCCUUUGGGAAGGUGGUUGAAGCCUCUGCCUUUGGGAUCAACAAGGGCAACAGCUGUGAUACAGUGGCAGUCAAAAUGCUGAAAGAGGGGGCUACUGCCAGUGAGCACAAAGCACUGAUGUCAGAGCUGAAGAUUCUGAUACACAUUGGAAACCAUCUCAAUGUGGUCAACCUCCUGGGCGCCUGCACCAAGCCUAAUGGGCCUCUCAUGGUGAUUGUAGAAUUCUGCAAAUAUGGGAAUCUUUCCAACUACCUUCGGACCAAGAGGGAAGACUUCAGCCCUUACAGAGAAAAGUCCCCCAGGCUUCGAAACCAGGUCCGUUCCAUGGUGGAGGCUGUGAAGGCAGACAGAAGGAGUCAGACUGGGACCAGUGACAGUGCAAUCUUCACCCGUUUUCUGCUGGGAAAGGGCCUUGCUUCCCGAGCCCAGCCUAUCCAAGAUGAGGAUGACCUGUGGCAAAGCCCCUUGACCAUGGAAGACCUGAUCUGCUACAGCUUCCAGGUGGCCCGAGGGAUGGAGUUCCUCGCUUCAAGAAAGUGCAUUCACAGAGACUUGGCCGCACGAAACAUCUUGUUGUCAGAGAACAAUGUGGUGAAGAUCUGUGACUUUGGACUGGCCCGGGACAUCUAUAAAGACCCUGAUUAUGUCAGGAAGGGCAGUGCCCGGCUCCCUCUAAAGUGGAUGGCACCAGAAAGCAUCUUUGACAAGGUCUAUACCACCCAAAGUGACGUCUGGUCCUUUGGAGUCUUGCUCUGGGAGAUCUUCUCUUUAGGGGCCUCUCCCUACCCUGGUGUGCACAUCAAUGAAGAAUUCUGCCAAAGGCUGAAGGAUGGCACGCGGAUGAGAGCUCCAGAAUACGCCACAGCAGAAAUCCGCCACAUAAUGCUGAGUUGCUGGUCAGGAGACCCCAAGGAGAGACCGGCAUUCUCUGACCUGGUGGAGAUCCUGGGAGAUCUGCUUCAGGAAAAUGUACAACAGGAGGGAAAGGACUACAUCCCCCUGAACGACUCUCAGAGCUCAGAGGAUGACGGCUUCUCUCAGGGGCCUUCUGCCGCUCAUCACGGUUUGGAUGCAGAAGAAUAUGACCUGAGACUCCACUGCCACAGUUUAGCAGCAAGAUACUAUAACUGUGUAUCAUUUCCGAGUUGUUUGACUGGAGGGAAUCAAAUCAGGUGUCCAUCCAGAAUAAAAACCUUUGAAGAAUUUCCCAUGACUCAUACAUCUUCUAAAGCACAUCCGGAAAACCAAACUGAUAGUGGAAUGGUCUUGGCCUCUGAAGAAUUUGAGAGGAUAGAAAACAGACACAGAAAAGAAGGUGGAUUCAGCUGUAAAGGCUCUGGCAGAAACAUGGAUCAGACAGGGGAGCGAUUAGCCCUGAGAGGCAGAUGCCGGCCGUCCUACCAGAUUCCAACUGCCGGUCAGACAUUUUAUAACAGUGAAUAUGGGGACCUGUCAGAACCCUCUGAGGAUGGCGGCUCGACCCCUCCAGGAGAGGCAGCUAGUCCCCCAGUCCUCCAAGCCUCCUUCUUCUCAGAUCAGUAUUAAAGAAGUGAUCAGACCACAGAGACACCUGGGAGUGUAUGGGGGGGGGAGGGUGCGAUAUCAGGAAGGCAUUGGCAGUGGAGGGAGGGGAAAUACUUAAGAUCGAACUGUUUGCCUGCCUAACAGAUGAAACAAGAGCGAGGAGUCUUUGGAGGCAAUUUGAGGAAAGACCUGUUAGUUGCCAAGCUUCUCUGUCUUGGAGUUCUUCCUGAUUUACUGUUUCCUUGGAUUUUUCAAUUACUCCCCUCUGGGAGUAAUUUUUGCUCAGCAAAAUAGAAAACAAAUACCAGAAACUCUCGACAACUGUAGCACUAACACAGCAUGUCCACAGCCUGAACAGACACCACAGUGUUCAGGCAGACGAAGAAGACCAGGGACCUUCCUAGACUCCAGCAAAACAAGCCCACCCUUCAGAAAUUCCCCAGCCUCUUCUCCAUCAUAAUAUCCUUUUGUAUAUGAACCAGGAUGCUUCUCAUGAGGAGAUACUGCCUAUAUCUUCGUUGCUAUCUUAAAAUGGCAAAUUAGGAAUUUCUGUGACUUGGGAAAGAAAAAGACCUUUGUUUUCUGUUCUCCCUGCUAAUUCAUAUCACAACUGGCCAUCCCAUACCACAUGGACAGUCAUCUUGGCAGUGACAAAUCUGUUAUUAAAGAUAGCUAAAUCCAGACUGCGUUAACUUGUCAUGAAUGUUUGCUGGAAAGAGGACAGAUCCCAUCCAAAGAGAUGGAAUUUUGCAUGUGCAAAUUUAGGAACAGUUUUCACCACAACCAAGAGCUUCCUUUCAACAAAUUUCAGAGCAGAAACAGAGCCUGGAAAAGUAUAUCUGAAUCCAAACAGCUAUUGUAACUCAGAAACAAAACAUCGAAUACCAUUACAACAUGAAAGUUUCUAACAAAAAGAUUUCUAAUGUAAAAAAAAUUUUUUUAGUAAUCCUGGGUGUAACAAAAUUUCGGCACAAUAAAAGACUCCAAACAGAGUCUGUUGUAACAAAAUCUGUCCCAGCAGUCAGGAUGCCAAUAAGAACUUCCCAAAGUUGUCCCUCAUUCACAGAGGCCCCAGUCAAGCUUCUAGCCUCAUUUCCUAUGGAUGAUGUCUUGAGCUCCAUCCAUUAUGGUGUUCAGAAAGGUGAUGCUCUAACAAGGAAAUACUGUCAUCUGAAACCAAUGAAGUUUGAGAGGCAUCGGAAAGCCAUCCUGAGAACCAAGACUCCUCUCCUCUUUCUCUCCCACCUCCUUCUUAUCUCCUCUCCCCUCCAUCUUCUUAUGGACCGAGGAGAUCAUUACAAAAUGUCUUUACAGAAGCACAGCAGGAACACUGACAGAGAGACCUUGAGAACAAACAUUCUGCGGGUUUUCUUUCAUCUCCUCCAAUGUCACGUGGUCUUUUCCCACCUGGAAUUCCAGAACAUUCCUUAUCAGAAGAUAUUCCCUUUACCUUCCCAUACUCUCCAUGCCAUAACGAGUGCUUGCAGGACAGGCUUCUGUGUAUAGAACUAAGGGUUUUGUUAUAUCUGAUAUCCUUCCUCCAGAUUAUAUUUUUACUUUAUAAUGCAUCGAAUACAUUUAUUCUGAGUCUAUAA